GAGCAUCCGCUCCUUGCGGUUUCUAACCUCAACUUUCAUUCAUUCUGUUUUCUAACAAGAUGGUGGAAGUGUUAAAUUAAGUAAUUUUUUCAAGAAAUUACGAAAUUCCAAGGGAUGUGUGUGGUAUAAAUAUUAAAUAUAUGUGUUUAUAAUUAUAUUAUGAAAUCGAAUCUAAAAUUUUAAUUUACUUCAAGCUAAACGUUAAUUUAUUAGCAAAUUGCUGAUAAGGAGUUUAUUACUGAGUUUACUAUAUUUAUUAUUUGAAAUUUUGUCUUAUUAACAAAAUGUCUUCAUUACUAUGCAAGAACUCUGUUGUAAGGAUAUACCAAGAAGUAAUUGACGACGUAAUAGCUGGAGUAAGGGAGCAUUUCCUAGAAGAUGGAGUCGAUGAAGUGGUCCUUCAAGAAUUGAAACAAACAUGGGAAACAAAACUGUUGAGCACCAAAGCGGUUCAGGAAGAACCGGUGGAAAAGAAGAAAAUGGAACAUGUUGCUAGUAAUGGUUUUCCUAAAGUUGUAAAUAAUACUAUUACACAAACUAAUACUCAGCAAUCUAUUCAGCAACAACCUCCACAAUUACAACCCCCUCUGCAACACCUUGAUAAAUUAGUUCCAAUCCAAAUUACUCUGCCCCCACAACCUGGCUCAGAUGGUAGCCAAAGGAUUCUCACAAUUCAAGUGCCAGGUUCAGCCUUACAAGGAAAUCAACUACAAAAGGUUCUUACGGGACCAGUGAUUACUGCUACAAUGGGCUUACCAGCUAACAUUGCGUCGUCGUUAUUGCAGCAACACGUUAAUGCUGCUUUUAACAGUCAACAGCAAGCUGCCACUGUGGCUAUUGUAAAUAAACACGUAAUUCAGACUGAUGGCGCGGCCGACCAAGAGGGAGAAUCUUCGCAACAAAAUGAGCUCAUUAAUGAAAGAAUUAGGACUGAUAAAGAAUUAGAAGAAAUUAUUCAAGAGGGGAUUAGUAUAGAAAUUAUUAUGCCUAGGAAUAGGAAGAAAGCUAAAAGCAUACAAAAACAAGCAAAGUGCGGAGCUCUUUGCCAAAUUGACGGACCACACGAUACCUCAGAUGAUGAUGAAGAUGGCUCAGAUGAUGAUAACGACGACGAUGAUUUAGAUGAUGAUAAGGACGAGGAUGACCAAGAAAUGGAGGACGAAGGGGGAGAAGAGGAACCGUUGAAUUCUGAAGAUGACGUCACUGAUGACGACCCAUCAGAUUUGUUCGAUACGGACAACAUAGUCGUUUGCCAAUAUGAUAAAAUCAUCAGGAACAGGAACAGAUGGAAAUUUUAUCUCAAAGACGGUAUCAUGAAUCUCAGUGGAUCCGAUUAUGUUUUCCAAAAAGCGACUGGUGAUGCUGAAUGGUAGAUUUUUUAGUCAUCUAGAUUAUUAUUUAAUUUUGUUUUGAGUUUAUUGAAUUUAUUACAGCGGACAGAUAGUAAUGCCUGUUUCAAUAAGAGGAUAUAACGUUUAAAUAUAUUAAAAGUAUAUUUGUUCCAAAAUAUAUUGGUUAUUAGUUACUAAUAUGAUCAUAGUAAAUUAUGUGUUUUCAUUGUUUAGCCAUUUUUAGGUUGUUCUGGGCAUUUAUACAGGGCGUUUGUUUUUUUACUUUGAUUUAACGUUGCUGUUUUGAAAACUAUAAAAGAUGGUGUGGUUGGUUAACAGGCAAGAAACGUUCGAACGGGGUUCUUCUUCUUCUUUAGUUUUGUAUGGGCUCAAUCUUCGUAAGGGGUUAAUAAAGCAAUGAAAACUAGUUUUACCCUUUAUGAAUUAUACAGUGAAAACCAAAAGUCGUAUUUAUAAUAAUUAUAAUUUUUUAAUAUUGUAAGUAGGAAAUAUUGUACAGUUUUCACGCUAUGUAAUUAUUAUUUGACAUACAUGCCUUUCAGAGGUCAGUAAUCGUAUAUUAUCCCUCUAAAAAAUUGCAUCAUAGCUUCUAGUAGGUGGUCUAAAUUCUAUAACUUGGUUUAUUAACUGUUUAUUUUUGAAAAUAUGAGACUAGUUUGCAUUUUAAAAGGUUUUAUGUAUUAUGAUCACAGAAAAAGUAUAGUACAUGACUCCCAUUAUAUAGCAAUUACGCUCUC
Messenger RNA from Psylliodes chrysocephalus, 2089 nucleotides. Lineage: Eukaryota; Metazoa; Arthropoda; Insecta; Coleoptera; Chrysomelidae. The record is from the annotation of a GenBank genome assembly.